Molecule: messenger RNA, 1243 nt
Organism: Symsagittifera roscoffensis
Lineage: Eukaryota; Metazoa; Xenacoelomorpha; Acoela; Convolutidae
Product: mitotic checkpoint protein BUB3-like
Exons: 6
Coding region: 5-1024 (339 amino acids)
Biological process (GO): mitotic spindle assembly checkpoint signaling
Cellular component (GO): mitotic checkpoint complex; bub1-bub3 complex; nucleoplasm
Molecular function (GO): ubiquitin binding
Source: RefSeq, a predicted model, not a curated record
AAAAAUGGCCUCGGCUGAGAGACACUCUGAGUUCAAACUCGACGCUGGAAUCUGGAAUGACCCCAUCUCUACCGUGACCUUUGACCCCGACAACCCCAGAUCACUGCUGGUGUCCUCGUGGGACUGCACUCUUAGACUGUUCGACAUUUCUCAGAACUCACAGAAACAGACAUUCGCAGCCAAUUGUCCACUGCUGGAUUGCUGUUUUGUGAAUAGCUUCACAGCGUAUAGUGCAGGUGCGGAUGGGAGAGUGCGUUGUGUGGAUAUGAACACUAGUCAGGAGAGAGUGUUCCCAGCCUCCCAUGAGGCCCCCGUCAGAUGCAUAGUACACUGCAACCACCCAUCAGCACCCAAUGUAGUCAUAUCAGGUAGUUGGGACCACACAAUCAAAGUGUGGGAUGUGCGUAUGGCCAACCCAGUGCAGAGCUACCGACACCCGGACAAGAUCUACGCCAUGUCAUCCUGUGGGGACAAACUGAUAGUGGGCACUGCUGGCAGACACGUUAUGGUUUGGGACAUGAAAAACAUGUCCAAUGUGCUGCAGAGUAGAGAAUCUAGUCUGAAGUACCAGACGAGAUGCAUCCGUAGUUUUCCAGAUCACACUGGCUAUGUAUUGAGUUCAAUAGAAGGCAGAGUGGCGGUUGAGUUCCUGGACCCGAGUCCGGAGGCACAGAAAAAGAAGUACGCGUUCAAGUGUCACCGGAUAAAGGAGGAGGUUCCGAACAAGCCAGAGAAGACUGAAUUUGUGUACCCUGUGAAUGCCAUCUCAUUCCACCGGGGCUUCGGAACUUUCGCCACUGGGGGCAGUGACGGAUACGUGAACAUAUGGGAUGGAGGUAAUAAGAAGAGACUCGUGCAAUACCACAGAUUCGCCACUGGAGUCACAUCACUCGCUUUCAAUGAGGACGGUUCCGCUUUGGCCAUUGCCUGUUCAUACAUGAAUGAGGGCGGGGACAUCGCUAACCCUCCCGAGAACUCAGUCUACAUUCGCAAUGUGGCGGAAAAUGAAGUCAAACCCAAGUAGAACCUCCUCCUCCUCCUGUUCCCACUUCCAAUUCCAAAUUAAGUGUGGUACGAGGAAAGGGAAAGAAUGCAUCCCAAGAUCACAGAUGGUUGUAAGGAUUUGUUGUCUUCUAUUCAGCAGAACGUGGUUUAAACUAACUAUUUUGUCGAUUUUUAUUUAAAUUUUAAAAAAAAACUGUUGUGAUUUACUGAAAUGUUUUUCUUUUUGUUUCAAUUUAAA